This is a messenger RNA of Metopolophium dirhodum (rose-grain aphid), 2285 nucleotides long. RefSeq names its product protein deltex (gene dx). Bases 199 to 1866 code for a protein of 555 amino acids. Lineage: Eukaryota; Metazoa; Arthropoda; Insecta; Hemiptera; Aphididae. Gene Ontology annotation, biological process: Notch signaling pathway; protein ubiquitination. The transcript has 10 exons. The record is from RefSeq and is a predicted model, not a curated record. Gene Ontology annotation, molecular function: ubiquitin protein ligase activity; zinc ion binding. Gene Ontology annotation, cellular component: nucleoplasm.
ACUUGUAAACACAACAACGGACUGCGCCUAUAGGAGGACUUGGGCAGGUACUACAACUACUACUACUACUUGGGCAGGUUACUAUAGUACACUAGUACUGUACUACUGUAGUAGGUUGUAGCCUGUUGGAAUGACGACUGCCUAUGUCGAUUAUUGUUAAGUAGUAUUUUUCCUGGUUACCUUUGAUCCAGCAACACGAUGCCCCUAGGACACGCCGUGGUCGUUUGGGAAUGGGAAAACCGGAACGGCCGAUGGAAACCACACAGCCCCGAAGUGGCACAAUUGCUCGAAAGGGCUCAUUUCAAGAAGUUGACCAGGGUGAUACUGAGAGACGCCGACCCGAACAUGGAGUCUUCGUUUGUCAAUUUGCGUACGAUGUACCAGUGUUCUGAAGAAAACGAAGGUGUACUUUUGGCCGUACGCAGAUCUUACUAUCCGGCCAAUGCAUUGCCUGGCAAAGGAGCCAGAUGGGAAUGGGCUGGUGAUGUACCUGGAGAGUGGCAUACAUAUGACAUGGAAUCCCAAUGUUUCUUAGAAACAGCUUGGUCAAUGGGCUGCCAAGUUAUAGAUGUAAGCCGGACAUAUUUAGGUUUUCCGUAUACAAUUAACUUUUGUAAUUUGACCCAAGUACGGAAUGACAGUGGAUAUAAACGUAAUAUUAGACGUGUGAACCAAGCACCAUACCCACUAGUUAAAAUACAAUCAGAUGAAGUUAUUCAAUUUAAUGAUAGGGCAGUUGUAGAUACCAUAAAAAAUUUAUCAUCAAAAAACGAAACUAUUAGAAAAUCCAGUUCAGAAUAUAUAGAUACAAUAACUAAAAAACAACUACAUUAUAAAAAAAACAAACAAGUAGUUCACGAUGGCCAUCAUAGCGGAACUAAUAUAGCUCGCACCUUAUUAAGUAUUUUUGCUAAUAAGAAUCCUUCGUCACUGUCUAGAGAAGCUCAAUGGCCAAUAGGAACCACAGCAACUAAAAGCUGUAGUGAAUCAAUUAAAUCAGAUUCAUCUAUAAUUGAUUUAGACUCAAGUAGCAUUCGCAGUGGUAGACGUCCUAGUGUUGAUACUAUUUCAACUUAUUUAAGUCAUGACAGUCAUGAACUUCGCACAUCACGAUAUGAUCUAUUGGAUUAUUCUGGUGGCAGUAUUGGAAGUGAUGAUGCUUUUGAAUGUCAACAGAAAUCAGACAAUUGCAGAAAUCAAUCAGUUAUUGGAGUGAAUUCAGUAAGUGAGAAAUUAUCUUGUUAUGUUCAAAUAGUGGAUGACUUUUGGCCAGGACUUGACAUGUUAUGUCCAUUUUGUCAAGAUCCACUUAUCUCAUCAAAUAAAUCUAACAAAAGCCUAGUUAUAGCUUUGAGUAUAUGUCAACAUCGAAUGCAUCUCACUUGUCUAAACUCAGUUUUAAACAAUCAACCUUAUUCUAAUCAAUGGAUGUAUAUUCAAUGUCCAAUUUGUAUGAAAGUCUAUGGAGAAAAAAGAGGUAACCAACCACCAGGUGCUAUGAAGUGGACAUAUUUAAAUAGAUCGUUACCUGGGUAUGGUAGUACAAGAACUAUUCAAAUCACAUAUGAAAUAUCAUCUGGGAUUCAAGGUGAAGAACAUCCACAUCCGGGCCGUCCAUACUAUGCUCUAGGCUUUCCAAGAAUUUGUUAUUUGCCAGACACAGAAAAAGGAAGGCGUGUAUUAUCAUUACUGAGUAAAGCUUUUGAAAGGCGACUGGUAUUUACAGUUAGGCUUUCAAUAACAACUGGUAAUGAAGAUGUUGUUGCAUGGAAUGGUAUUAUACACAAGACAGACUUUGACACCAGAAUGCAUCAUGGAUUUUUAGAUGAAUGUAUCGAACAAUUAUCAGCAAAUGGCGUUGUUUGAGUAAUUUUCUGGAUAUAAAUUAGGUACAGAUUCUCUUUUAUUUUCAGACUAUUUUAUUGAUAACAUUUUUACUCGUUAAAUUAAAAUCUAGUUCUUAUAUAUAACCGUUAUAGAUAUAGAACAUUUAUUCUUAUCCUAAAAUGUAAAAUAGCAAUAUUAUAGUUUAAUUUUCUUAUUUAAAUUGUAAGUAGGUAUCCAUAGGCUGUUAAAGUUUAAGAAACCGCUGCUAUAGAGUAUUACAAGUUAUUUAUUUUUUUAUGCAGAACUGGUUAAUUAUACCCCCUACUUCCUAGACAAUGGCCAGUGGCAUUUGCACACAAGGCACACAUGUAUGACACUGUAGGCAUCACAUGAUAUAUACACACAUAGAACAAAAAAAAACCAUGGCACGCUGCUCAAUUUUUUUCCUCUAUGGAAAA